AUGGAGAGAUCCGAAACGGCAAUCAUCUCUCCGUUGCGGCUGACUGAAGAAUCUGGGAACGACAGGCGGCCCAAGGAUCCACCAUGGAUAGAGGAGGAUGAGAGGACCAAGCUCCAAAUUCAAGAUAAAGACGCCUUAAGUCUCAAAGUCAAACGACUACAGGCAGCAUUGAAGCAGAGGACAGCAGAACAAUUCCAAAGGAUGCGAAGUCUCGAGGAGACCGAACGGCAAAACCAAGUGAUGGAAGAAGGUCUCAAACGGUUUCAGUCCACCCUAGUUUCUGUGCAAGCGCGACUUCAAGACUUGCAAAGCGAAGUCAAGUCCCUGCGGGGUCAGAUGGAGGAGAUUUCAGGGAAACUCUUGGCCGGUAGCGUCGACAGAUAG
Messenger RNA from Exophiala oligosperma, 384 nucleotides. RefSeq lists its product as uncharacterized. The record is from RefSeq and is a predicted model, not a curated record. NCBI's taxonomy places the organism in Eukaryota, Fungi, Ascomycota, Eurotiomycetes, Chaetothyriales, Herpotrichiellaceae. Bases 1 to 384 code for a protein of 127 amino acids. The transcript has a single exon.